This is a messenger RNA of Closterium sp. Naga37s-1, 2064 nucleotides long. Lineage: Eukaryota; Viridiplantae; Streptophyta; Zygnematophyceae; Desmidiales; Closteriaceae. The record is from the annotation of a GenBank genome assembly.
AUGCGCUCUCUCACACUCUCUCACGUGCUCUCCCACACGCUCUCCCAUGCCACUCUCACGCGCUCUCUCACGCGCUCUCUCAUGCGUUCUCUCGCGCGCUCUCUCACGCGCUCUCACACGCGCUCUCUCACGCGCUCUCUCACACGCUCUCCCACGCGCACACUCACGCCCUCACUCACGCGCAGACUCAUGCGCUCUCUCACACUCUCUCACGUGCUCUCCCACACGCUCUCCCAUGCCUCUCUCACGCGCUCUCUCAAGCGCUCUCUCACGCGCUCUAUCAUGCGUUCUCUCGCGUGCUCUCUCACGCGCUCUCUCACACGCUCUCUCACGCGCUCUCUCACGCGCUCUCUCACGCGCUCUCUCACGCGCUCUCACACUCGUUCUCUAUCGCGCUCUCUCACGCGCUCUCUCACGCGCUCUCUCAAGCGUUCCCUCACGCGCUCCCUCAAGCGUUCUCUCAUGCGCUCUCUCACGCGCUCUCUCGCGCGCGCUCUCACACGCUCUCUCACGCACACACUCACGCCCUCACUCACGCCCUCACUCACGCGCUCUCUCAUACGCUCUCUCACGCGCUCUCUCACGUGCUCUCCCACACGCUCUGCCACGCGCUCUCUUACGCGACCUCACGCGCUCUCUCAUGCGCUCUCUCACGUGUGCCCUCACGCGCUCACUAACGCGCACCCUUACGCGCUCACUCACGCGCUCUCUCACGCGCACAAUCACGCACUCUCUCAUGCACUGUCUCACGCGCUCCCUCACGCGCUCUCUCACGCGCUCUCUCAAACGCUCUCUCACGCGCUCUCUCACGCGCUCUCUCACGCUCUCUCACGCGCUCUCUCACGCGCUCUCUCACACGCUCUCUCUCGCGCUCUCUCACGCGCUCUCUCACGCGCUCUCUCACGCGCUCCCUCACGCGCUCUCUCAAGCGUUCCCUCAUGCGCUCCCUCACGCGCUCUCUCACGCGCUCUCUCACGCGCUCUCUCACGCGCUCUCACACUCGUAUCUAUCGCGCUCUCUCACGCGCUCUCUCACGCGCUCUCUCAAGCGUUCCCUCACGCGCUCCCUCACGCGCUCUCUCAUGCGCUCUCUCACGCGCUCUCUCACGCGCUCUCUCACACGCUCUCUCACGCACACAGUCACGCCCUCACUCACGCCCUCACUCACGCGCUCCCUCACGCGCUCUCUCACGCGCUCUCUCACGUGCUCUCCCACACGCUCUGCCACGCGCUCUCUUACGCGCUCUCACGCGCUCUCAUGCGCUCUCUCACGUGUGCCCUCACGCGCUCACUAACGCGCACCCUUACGCGCUCUCUCACGCGCACUCUCACGCGCUCUCUCACGCGCUCUCUCACACGCUCUCUCACGCGCACUCUCACGCGCACAAUCACGCACUCUCUCAUGCACUCUCUCACGCGCUCUCUCACGCGCUCUCUCAAACGCUCUCUCACGCGCUCUCUCACGCGCUCUCUCACGCUCUCUCACGCGCUCUCUCACGCGCUCUCUCACACGCUCUCUCUCGCGCUCUCUCACGCGCUGUCUCACGCGCUCUCUCACGCGCUCCCUCACGCGCUCUCUCAAGCGCGACGGCGGGGAGGGAAGGAGAGGCGACGGCGGGGAGGGAAGGAGAGGCGACGGCGGAGAGGUGGGAGAGGCGACGGCGGAAAGGAGGGAGAGGCGACGGCGGAGAGGAGGGAGAGGCGACGGCGGAGAGGAGGGAGAGGCGACGGCGGGGAGGAGGGAGAGGCGACGGCGGGGAGGAGGGAGAGGCGGCGGCGGGGAGGAGGGAGAGGCGACGGCGGGGAGGAGGGAGAGGCGACGGCGGGGAGGAGGGAGAGGCGGCGGCGGGGAGGAGGGAGAGGCGACGGCGGGGAGGAGGGAGAGGCGACGGCGGGGAGGAGGGAGAGGCGGCGGCGGGGAGGAGGGAGAGGCGACGGCGGGGAGGAGGGAGAGGCGACGGCGGGGAGGAGGGAGAGGCGACGGAGGGGAGGAGGGAGAGGCGGCGGCGGGGAGGAGGGAGAGGCGACGGCUGGGUGGGAGGGAGAGGCGACGGCGGGGUGUUAG